Messenger RNA from Komagataella phaffii GS115, 666 nucleotides. RefSeq lists its product as hypothetical. The record is from RefSeq and is a predicted model, not a curated record. Gene Ontology annotation, biological process: calcium-mediated signaling. The transcript has a single exon. NCBI's taxonomy places the organism in Eukaryota, Fungi, Ascomycota, Pichiomycetes, Pichiales, Pichiaceae. Bases 1 to 666 code for a protein of 221 amino acids.
AUGCAAGAAGUUCCAACUAACACCAUAAUCCUGACCGGAUUUGAGCCAGGUCAGUUGCAAGAUGACGAGCUGAUUGUGUCACAUUUGAAAAACCUUGUGAAAAAGGUAACCCCACCUUUCGAAACAAUCAAGAUCAUAAAAUUGCCAAAAUUUCAAAGGGUCUUUUUAAUAUUUGAAGAAAUCAGCUCUUCGAUCGCAGCAUACGACUAUUUAACCUCUGAGUUGAAUUCCUUGACAGUGGGAUACAGUAUAAGAAGCAAUUUUAUUUCAACUCAGGAAUUUUUGCAACUUCCUGACCAAGGAACCCGAUUUGUCAUAUCUCCACCUUCUUCGCCUCCUCCAGAGUGGGAUCACUACGAUAAAGUAGAGGGUGGUCCAGAUAUGAGGGAAAUUCAUUCGCCAGACGAAUUGAGAGGCCUUUUGUUUAAGAAGUUAGGUGAUAGAAUUACACAUUACGAUGGAGAAGAGUUCGAAACGAAUGACGGUGUUAGCAAAAGAAAGAAGUUUGAGGCAUCUCAAGAAUGGCUUAUUGAACAGAUGAAUCAGGAAAUAACAGAACAGCAUAAAAAUCUCCCAUUUAUUAUUGUCGACAAAGCUGACGAUAAUACCAACAUAGAGGAAGAAUGCUCGCUUGCUGGAGUCAAGACAAGACUCCCCGGUACCUGA